Messenger RNA from Recurvomyces mirabilis, 1326 nucleotides. Its product is annotated as Ribulose bisphosphate carboxylase large chain. The transcript has 2 exons. NCBI's taxonomy places the organism in Eukaryota, Fungi, Ascomycota, Dothideomycetes, Mycosphaerellales, Teratosphaeriaceae. The record is from RefSeq and is a predicted model, not a curated record. Gene Ontology annotation, molecular function: coproporphyrinogen oxidase activity. Bases 1 to 1326 code for a protein of 441 amino acids. Gene Ontology annotation, cellular component: cytoplasm.
AUGUCGACACCAUACAGAGCAGCUUUGGAGCACACAAUACAAUGCUGCCGCCGACGACCAAUUGCCAUUGAUGCUGUUAAGCAGCGCCCAGUCAAGCAGCGCACACGACAAUUCAGCAAGACACAACGACGAUGGGUGUCAGAUGGUUCAAGGCCACCAACGCCGCCCGGCAUGCCAGGACCAAGCAAAGUCGUUGCGCCUAAGACAAGAGUCGCAGUCGGAGUCGUGUUUCUCAGCGCAUUAAUAUACUCGAUGGCUACUGGUGACAGACCACCUCCUCCUUCCGCCGACCCCUCCCAGCAACCACCACCCCGCAGCGGCCUCCAACUAGACAGCCCAAGCAUAGCAGAGCGAGACAACCUAAGUAAGCGCGAAUCCGGCAUCUCCGCCACCUCUCCAAUGCGUCUGCGCAUGGAGGCAUUCAUUAAAGAGAAUCAACAGGACAUCGUCCGCACCCUUGAAACCCUCGACGGCACACCCUUCCAGAUAGACAAAUGGGACCGACCUAAUGGCGGCGGUGGAAUUAGCUGUGUCCUUCAAGACGGGAACGUAUUUGAGAAAGCGGGCGUGAAUACGAGUGUGGUUUACGGCACACUGCCGAGAGCGGCGAUCAGUCAGAUGAGAGUUAAUCAUAAAGCUCUUGACCCGGAUGUGGAGAGUUUGGAGUUCUUUGCGGCGGGUUUGAGUCUGGUGUUGCAUCCUGUCAAUCCUAUGGCGCCGACCGUACAUCUGAAUUACCGAUACUUCGAGACGGCGAAUAAAGACGGGAGCACGAAUGCAUGGUGGUUCGGUGGCGGUACCGAUCUAACGCCGAGUUACCUCUUCGACGAGGAUGUCAUACACUUCCAUCGUGGGAUCAAGGAGGCUUGCGAUGCGCAUGACAAAGACUAUUAUGCACGGUUCAAGAAGUGGUGUGAUGAGUACUUCUAUGUCAAACAUCGAAACGAGACGAGAGGAGUGGGAGGGAUCUUCUUCGAUGAUCUGGACGAUACGGAGAAGGAUCAGGAAUCCUUGUUCGCUUUCAUCCAAGGCUGUUUAGGAGCUUUCCUACCCUCAUAUCUACCAAUCAUCCAAAAGCGAAAGGAAAUGCCGUACACGGAAAAGGAAAAGCAAUGGCAACAGCUACGAAGAGGGCGGUAUGUGGAGUUCAAUCUUGUACAUGAUAGAGGCACUGCGUUCGGGCUCAAUACUCCGGGUGCGAGAAUCGAGAGUAUCUUGAUGAGUCUGCCGCUGACGGCGAGGUGGCAAUACCAGCAUGAGCCUGAGAAGGGGAGUCGGGAGGAGAGGUUGGUCAAUGUGCUCAAGAAGCCUGUGGAGUGGCUGUGA